Pan troglodytes (chimpanzee) is the source of this 18989-nucleotide messenger RNA. It is a transcript of the gene FOXP1, whose product is annotated as forkhead box P1. Gene Ontology annotation, molecular function: DNA-binding transcription repressor activity, RNA polymerase II-specific; RNA polymerase II cis-regulatory region sequence-specific DNA binding. Bases 13901 to 15631 code for a protein of 576 amino acids. Gene Ontology annotation, cellular component: nucleus. The transcript is spliced from 15 exons. Lineage: Eukaryota; Metazoa; Chordata; Mammalia; Primates; Hominidae. The record is from RefSeq and is a predicted model, not a curated record. Gene Ontology annotation, biological process: regulation of transcription by RNA polymerase II.
GCAGACACCUGUCCCACCAUGCUCAUUUCUGCGCACUCUAUUUGGAGGGGCGCAGGGGCAAGACAGAGUGGGUGGCCUUGCCUGUCACUUACCAAAUACUGGCUACAUGCUUUAAACAAAACCAGAACCUAUUUAGGACUUUAGCAGGAAGGGGCAAAACCGAACCGUGAGUGGGCGUGGUAGGAAGUGGGGGAGUUGUUAUAGUGCAGGAGUUCCAUAGCAUCCACUGGUGGGAUGAACUUGGUUCUUAAGUCUGCAGUUCCCAGAAUCCAGGUAACGAAAGAGAAGCAAAGGUCACACUAGCUCUUGUGCUUCCAAGGAGAAGGGUUAAAGUUGCCACUAUUUAUGACUAGUGGCUCCAAUGAAGUCUGGGCUGCAGCCUUCCUGUGGGUCUUUCCUCGUCCUCCUCUUUCUUAGCUGCAUCAGUGAAGAGCCUUUGGAGGCAAAACAAAAUGAAGUGGAAGCUCCUUGGGCAACGUUAUCUAGUUGCAGGAUGUGCUGGUAUUGGUAGCAGUUUAGAAAAACUGCUUUUCGUGCCCUUCCAGUCUUAUGUCCAUUCAGAAGGAUUCUUUUCAUUUAACAAAAUUUAGCAAGAGAAGUGAAAAACAGAUGAUUUUUUAAAACCCUGGAAUAGCUGUCUACCUUUAGUAGGUACAGUUUUAUUAGGGUAAGUCAUUCAAGUUUACUCACAGCCAUAAAAUGACAUUUAUUAUUUGUGUAAUCUCUGAAUCAUGGUUUGUACCCAGCUUUGUUUUGUUUUUUAAUUUUCGAAGAGUCUAAUCAUUGAUUGCUGUGUACAAAUGCACUUUUUGCAUGUGAUGAGGUCACUCAGUCAUAAAAUUGUCAUCAAAAGAUUUUAGUCCCUAAACAUGGCAAUAUAGGGAUGCUUCUCAUUGAAUAUUCAUCUUACCUAUAGAGAUGCUAUUAUUUAGCAAGGACUUAGUUACUUUUUCCUUAACACUUUGUGAAAUGCACCACAGGUGGAGAAAGAAGAAAGAGCACACAAUUCAUCUCUCAGAGCUUACGGUUUAGAGAAAAUAUACAGAGGAGGCCGGGCGGGGUGGCUCAUGCCUGUAAUCCCAGCACUUUGGGAGGCCAAGGGAGGCGGAUCACCUGAGGUCAGGAGUUCGAGAGCAGCCUGACAGACAUGGAGAAACCCUGUCUCUACUAAAAAUACAAAAUUAGCCAAGCGUGAUGGCGCGUGCCUAUAAUCGCAAUUACGCGGGAGGCCGAAACAGGAGAAUUGCUGGAACCCGGGAGGUGGAGGUUGCGGUGAGCCGAGAUCACGCCAUUGCACUCCAGCCUGGGCAACAAGAGUGAAACUCCAUCUCAAAAAAAAAAAAAAAAUAUGCACAGGAAACAUAAAUGCUUCUCAGGAGGGGAGGAAGUGAGAGGGGAGUAAGGCAAAGAAGAGAAAAUAGAAAACAUUCAUUUGUUGGUUUAUUCAUUUGUUUAUAAAUUCAUGAAAUCUUUGUUGACGAGCGGUAUGUACAGGGUUAUGUACAACGGCGUUUGAUGAGCUAGUUCAGUAUGUAAUGGAAUGAUGAAGUGACUAGCACAGAGAGUGAAUGCUGUAGGAAGUCAGGGAAGUGGGAACACCCCAAAUUUAGUGCCAUGGUUGGGAAGAUGGCUAGGUUGGUGACCUCUUCUCCUCGUGUGUAUGUGCGUUCCUGUUAAAAAGGAUAAUUUUGCCUAACAGAGGAAUACUUUUUGUUUAGACUUGGCUCCUUUUCAUGACAUUCAGUUUCACUGUACUAUAAACAGGUCUUUAGCUGUCUUUCCCCCACUCGCCACUUAGUUCAUAAGGAACAAGUAAAUAAAAAUUAACAAGAGCUACCUUCACUCCAGUACAGCGAGGCUGCCUUAGGAGAGAGUGCACUAAAAAGAGGCCUCAGGGUUCAGGGAUUGACACCUUGCUGCAGAAUGGGAGUGACACGUGAAAGGUCAGUGGUAGCCUUGACUAUGCCGUUUUUGUUAGAGUUCUAUUUCCUCUUCUAGACAUCUAAGAAGGAUUAGCAUACAAGGCCUUGAUGUUUUAGAAGUUUGCCCCUGCUUGGAUGUGAGCUCUCUUCAAGCUUUGUUCUACUUAAUUGUAUAAUAAGAUAACUAUGUCUGAUGUGAUAUUAUUUAAACACUUGAUGACUGAAAUAUCUAACCCAUGAGCCCAUGCUCCAUAACUUUAUGUGUUCCCAAUCCCUGUGUGAAUGUUAGAUUAGCCCUUCAAAAAAUCCAGAGACAUAUUAGAGAUCCAGUGACUCAAACCUCUCUGGCUUAGAAGCUUAGCAAUCACAGUUGAGAGCGUGCCAGGAUAGGAGUAAAGAACACCAAACUCUGCUAACUUGGAGGAAAACUAUGUAUGUGUGUUUGACCCAGCUGAGGUCAAGGCUGGAUGAGAUCAUGUUAAUCAUGGCCAUGACAUGGAUAAAGAAGAACAGAGACCAUGCUCAAAACAGGAAGAAGGAGAAGAGGAAGGGAUAAGUAACUUUUUGAGAUAGGAAAUACAGGUGAAAUUGAGAAAAAGGAGAAAAACUAUUCAUCUCAAAGGAAGGGAGCUGGAGCAUGAAUUAUAAUCACCCCAGCCACACCAAAUCCUUCACAUUCUCUGGUAUUCUGACUCAUGUUGUCUGCCAUAUGAAUGUUGGCAUGUGCCAUUCCAGUAGCUCAGAUGCCCUUCCCGGUCCUGACUGCGCAUCUCCCUACGGCAGAGCAUUAUCCUUUCAUCUUCAGCAUAAGUCUUGUCUUAUUCUAGAAGUUCCCUUUUCCCCCUGAGGCCAAGGUAGGAGCCCUUCUUUUCUGAUGUCUGCGUAUUUACGUAUUUGUUAAUUCAGCAAAUGAUCAAAUGAUGGUAAGAAAAGAAAAGAGAUUUCCAUUUCUUCCUUCGAGUUAGUUGGGUAUUGGGAACUUGAAAAAUAAUCUUAAAGUCAGCCUGUUAAACCAUGAUGCUAUUUGGGUGCAAGCUGAGCCCUCUCUGGAGCCAGGGUGGCUUGGGACUACAUUGAAAGCCAGCCUUUCUGGAGACAGGCUCCACCGUGAGUAACAAAACAUCGAAAAAAUAUAGGCCGAAGAUUCCAUAAAUUAGGUCUCAUGUUGGUCAACCUACAGUUCAUUGUUCUUGACACUUGGGGCAGAGACCCCUCCUUAGAAUAUCUCAGCAGGGCCUGGCACAAUGGCUCACUCCUGUAAUCCCAGCACUUUGGGAGGCUAAGGCAGGAAGAUCACUUGAGCCCAGGAGUUCGAGACCAGCCUAGGCAACAUACAGAGUCCCCAUCCCUACAAAAAAGAAAAAUAAAAAAUUAGCCAGGCCUGGUGGUUCAUACCUGUGGUCCCAGCUACUGGGGAGGCUAAGGCAGGAGGAUCCUUUGAGCCCAGGAGGUUGAGGCUGCAGUGAGUCAUAAUUGUGCACUCCAGUCUGGGUGACAGAGUUAGACCCUAUUUGUUUAAAAAAAAAAAAAAAAACCCAGUGGGUCCUUGAGAGCUCAGUGUUUAGCAAAUCACCAUACUCCUUCACCAAAUGCAAGUGAUGAACUGGCUGGGGUAUGUAGCACACCACAACCUAGAGAUUUGAGUGGGACUGCUAUUUUGCCUCUUGUAGAUGAUUCUUGGUCUAGUGACCCUGGUUAAAAAACAAAACAACCAAAUGUCUUCUUCCAUUGUUUGGCUGAAGGAUCUGCCACUGCUGAGUUAAAUUUUGGAGUGAGGAUCAACAGUACCUACAGCACAAAAAAAUAAGAAGUCUAAGAAACUAAAAUAAGUUUUGGAUUCUGUAAUUUCAUUAUAGCAAAAGGAAGAAAUUGAAGGAAAAGUGGUAUGUAGUAAUAGUAAUAAUGAUACGUUAGGAAGCAUUUUAAGUGCUUACUGUGUGCCAGCCACUGAUCUGUUUUAUCUCAUUUAAACCUUGUGUGGGUGAAGUACUAAGAUUAGUUCUUUUUUAUAGAUGAGGAAACUGAAGUCUGUAGAAACUAGCAAUUUACUAAAUGUACAGCCAGAGAAUAGUACCACCAGGAUCAGAACCGAUGGCAGUGUCUCUCCAGAGUCACCAUGCUGAAUUCUCUCCUUGCCUUUUAUGAUUAGAGACCAAAUAAGCUCCACCACCCUGAUGUUUCAUGUUUACAUCUGAGACACUGUGUAUUACCAGGAGAACUCAGGCACUGAGGCUGCUGGCCUCUGCCUGGUGCUCAGUCAUGUGUCGGAAGGAGAUGAGAGAAGAUCAUCGGUGUCUGUCUGUCUGUCUCUCUUUCCAGCAGUGGAGAUGGGAGUAUAAGAAACUGCUUAAUCAAGGAGAAGUAACUCAAAAAGAAUGCAUGAGCCCCUGGUCUCUCUCCCUCGAUGUUCCCACUCCCACAUCCAGCCAGCCCAGUUGUGGGUUGUCACUGUGGAUUCCUGUAAGAAUCAAAGAGGACAUCAGAAUUUUAACUUUGUGUUAUUUUAGCUUCCAUUCAUGCUGACUAAUCGGUGACACUUGGUCACAUUUAUUUUCCAUGGGAGUAAGACUGAACCAGCCUCUUUUUUCUUCCAGGCCUAGUUUUACCCCCAAGCCUAGUCUCCAGAUUGGCAUAUGGGAUUAGAAGCCUUGUUUUGGAGUCAUUCAAGUCUCAACACCCCACUGACCGGCUUCAAGAUACUGAUUAAAUAAUUUAAGCUGGCCAUGUGCAGUGACUCAACGCCUGUAAUCCCAGUACUUUGGAAGGCCUAUGUGGGUGAAUCACCUGAGAUUAGGAGUUUGAGACCAGCCUGGCCGAUAGGAUGAAACCCUGUCUCUACUGAAAAUACAAAAAUUAGCCGGGCGUGGAGGCAGGCACCUGUAGUCCCAGCUACUGGGGAGGCUGAGGCAGAAGAAUCGCUUGAACCCGGAGGCAGAAGUUGCAGUGAGCCAAGAUCGCACCACUGCACUCCAGCCUGCAUGAGAGAGCAAGAUGCCAUUUCAAAAUAAUAAUAAUGUAAGCUCUUAGAGCCUCAGUUUAUCUGUCUGUUAAGUGGGCACAAUAAUACCUACUUCAUCGGGUUGUUUGGAGGAUUAAGCACUUCUAUAGGAAAUGCGAAAUGCAUCACACAUUCCCAUAAGUACUGCUGUAUUUCUCAGCCAUCUUGUUACCAGGCACCAAGCCUUCCCUCAUUUUCCCUUUCUUUGUCAAAUCCUGUGCCAGGGUCACAGUACGUGCUUCCCAGUUUGUGAUUGGUGGCUUCUUUAGAGGAUUUCCUGCACCUCCCUGUUCAUGAGUGGCUCUGGUCCUUGUUAUCUUAGCAUUGUCUCAAAGUUGCCCAAGCUCUGUAACCAGCAAACGAAGAGGGUCCCUAAUGCAAGAGACUGAGCCCUGGAGGACACAGUCACAUCCCAGCUCUUCCAUUCACCAGCCAAAGGACCUCAGAGGAGUCCCCCAACUGUGAACAACAUUGGAGGGUUUGCUAGACACUGUGUGCUUGCGAUACAUUGGAUCAAAUAUUCACACCAAUGCUCUCAAAUCAGGAGACAUUAAUUUAGAAGUUGACACCCCCUCAGAAAAUAAUAACAGAAACAUCUAUCUACUCUGAGGCAGAUAAUCAUUCCCACUUUACAAAUGAGGAAAUGCAGAUAAUAUAAACUUUUGUGACUCACCUACAUUGCUGAUGAGUAACAAAUACUGGAUUCAAACUCACAUCUCUUCUGCUUCAAACUCCAGGUAGCCUUCUCUAUGUGCAGUGGAGGUUAUAGGAUUCUUGUUUCAUAGGUUGUCGUAAGAAUGUUGACAGGGCUUUGCAGACUUCAGAGAUAAGGGGGAUUGCUGUUGCUGCUGUUAAAAUAUAAGCCCCAAGGCAGGAAGAGGUCAGGAUUCACAUGAGGUAUAGAGAAGGGUGUAAGCAGAGAACAAAGUUAGAGGGAAGAAUAAGUUAGUAGCCCAGUGGGAUGGGUGAAUGGAUGAAAAAGGGUGUCAGAGAACAGUUAACCACAGCGCGCCCUGAUUUCAAAGGUCUGGCCUGUUGGGUUGUGACAUUACAUAGAUGUGUUCUGACCCAUCUCAAAAAUUGGACAUCGCUGAAUUUAAUUAAGAUCAAUUAGACAUUCCUCCUAUUGUUCAAACACACAAUGCCUUAUUUGUUUGAAAAGAGGGAAGUUCUGUAUGACCUGAAAGCUUCCUGCUUCAUCUACUGCUUUUCCUCAUGAAGGAUGAAAUGCCAUUUGAAAUAAUAAAAAAUAAAUAAUUGGCCUGCAGGCUAGACUACAUUUCUGUACGCAUUUUCUCGAGACUUCAUUAAACUGUUAAUACAAAAGGGGUCUGAUGUCUCUGUGAGAUUACUCUUUCUUCCAAAUGUCCCUUGCAAUCCAAUCUAAACCUUAGCUGUGGCUUCAAUCUGAGAUGGAAAAGGCACCCCCUAUCAGUAGCAGCCACCUGAUGCUUAAAACUCAUUUCUCCUUUCCAAUAUGCAACCAACAGAAGCAAGCAAGUGGUUUGGGAGGCUGGGUUGGAUAUUCAGAAAUCUUUUUUGGUGAAAGCAGGCAUCGUUGAAAUAAAAGAACCAAAGUGGUUAAGGAAGAGGAUGAAAAAGUCACAAGCACAAAAAAACAUAAAUAUGUUUAGAAGUCAAGUUGUUUUAGAGUCUUCAUCUGACCCCCCUCAACUAAAUCCACCAAGUCUUAAAGCAUGUAUGUGACUUACUGUAUGUACUACAAGUUGUUGAUGUUUCAUAGGGCUUAUGACCUAGAGAAUGUCCCAGUAAAGGUUUUGGGUUGUUUCCCAAAAAACAUUUUUUUGGUUGUUGUUCCCUAACUCAUUGUAGACAUGACAGUGUUCGAGAUUAUUGAGCAUUGAAAUCCUAUUUAUAAUUUUAAUCCAUAUUUCUGGUGGUUCUGGUUUCAUUCAUUCAUUCAUUGUAGAGAUGGGGUCUCAUUCUUGUUGCCCAGGCUGUGGAGUACAGUGCAAUGACGUGAUCAGGGCUCACUGCAACCUCAACCUCCAGGGCUCAAGCGAUCCUCCUGCCUCAGCCUCCGGAGUAGCUAGGACUACAGAUGCAUGCCAUGCCUGGCUAAUUUUUAAAAAUAUUUUAGAGACAGGGUCUUGCUACAUUGCCCUAGUUGGUCUUGAACUCCUGGCCCCAAGUGAUCCUCCUCUCUCGGCCUCCUGAGUCAGUGGGAUUACAGGCAUGAGUCACUGCACCCAGCCCUAUUUCUGGUAGUUUUACAUAGGAUCCUAAUUGUAAGCAGAAAAUACCUAGAGAUUAGUCCUUUGCUAAUGUGAAAUGUGCACUUGGUACAUGAUAGGUGUAAGGAUACCAGUAAUGAUAGCUGUUGUUGUUGUUGUUGUUGUUGUUGUUGUUGUUGUUGUUAAACUACAGAGGCUGGGCGCAGUGGCUCACGCCUGUAAUCCCAGCACCUUGGGAGGCUGAAGCAGGCGGAUCACCUGAGGUGUCGGGAGUUUGAGACCAGUCUGGGCAACAUGGUGAAACACCGUCUCUACUAAAAAUACAAAAAUUAGCCAUGCGUGGUGGCAGGUGCCUGUAAUCCCAGCUAUUUGGGAGGCUGAGGCAGGAUAAUCGCUUGAACACAGGGGGCGGAGGUUGCAGUGAGCCAAGAUGCGCCAUUGCACUCCAGGCUGGGUGACAAGAGCGAGACUCCAUCUCAAAAAAGAAAAAAAGAAAUUACAGAGAGAUCUCAUCCAUCUUCCUCUUUGUUUAGCUGAAAUGUGCAGGCGCAGAGAGAUGACGUGACUUGCCCACAAUCACACUAUUAUUCCUGACAAAGUCAUUAAUAGAAUCCUAAGUCACAUGUAGUACUCCUGUACUAUCUCAGAGUUAAACAGCCUGCUUGAGGCCUCUGUGGACUAGAAAAGAUGUGCUGACCGCUUCAGCGGCCUGUAGAUGAGCCCCAGUACUUGGAGCUGUCUGGAAACUACAUGAACCGUCAAAGACUGGAAAGUGGAGACACCCAGGGUUGCUCACCUGGAUGCGUGUGUCAGAUUCCAUUCCUGAGUUCUUAAACACACCCUCUGUUCUCAACCUCCCUCUCCCACCCGCUCCCCACUAGAACUGGCCUUACAACCUUUUUUUCUAGAAAAGGAGACAAACCUUGAGACUUUUAUAUGGUCACUCUUAAAGACAGGGUGUGAGUGUCUGUGUAAUUGGUGACUAUUAAGGAAAGAAAAGCAAGCCAUAGCGAGCGCAGAGCCCCGGAAAAUGUUUUCUGUGUAACAGCUUCUAUGCCGCACAGUGUGGAAGGCAAUUAUCUUGGAGGGGAUUCCACAGCCCUGUGCCGGCUUCCCCGGUGUAAGAUUUAUUGUCGGCUGGAUUGGGUGUUCUUUAUAAGAGCAUUUACUCGGCAUCUAAAGCGCUGUCAAGAGUGCUACUUCCUGAAUGCUUUUGAGGUUGCAACUGCUAAGCUUCAUUUUCCCGUCUUGGAGAUAUAUUUUUGAAAUGGUAUGCAGGGAUUUGUACAGGCCUUGUGCUUCCCAUUGACACUGACAGGAGUUGCACUGUUAAACCCCAGCACGCUGCUGCAGAAAUUUACCCCCUAAUGCCCAGAGCCCUCCUUCAGCUGGGAGUCUGGCCCACACGUGCGCGGAGGGUUCCCGUAGCAGGGGAGAGGGCCCGAGAGUGCCCUUGUUUUGUGUAAAUCCUACCAGCUAAUCAGUCUCAAAGUUGACUGUUUUCUUACUGAAACAAAGGAUAAGCAAGUACUCUUCUUUUGCUUUUUCUCUUCCGUUUUUUGGAUCUUAGGAAUGCCAGAAGAAAACUCGAACUGCGAGUCAGCCAAAUAUACUGUAUCGUGAAACCUUAGGGACCACUGAAAUGGGAACAGUGGCCCAUUACUGCUAAGAAGGUGUUUUAUUGAAAAUGCGCCGACAUGCUCUCCCCGGAGAGUGAGCAAAAGAAGGCAAGAUGCCCAACAGUAAUACAGGUUGUUCUCUUAGGCGAGCUAAAAUAUCGAGUUUGGCACUCCCCUGCUGUGAGCGAGGAGGCAAUAGAAUAGACGAAUGUGCAUUUUUACAUUAAAAGUGCCAUAUUUCACUAGGGGUGUCCCCCUUUCUCCCCCCAUUUUGUUUAAAUGUCUUAAUUUAUAUAUUCCAGUUAAUAGUUCAUUUCAUGUCCUUUGUCUGUCUGGCUUUAAAAGUUGUCUUUUGAAUAAGUUGAAGUAGUCAAAAUUUCCUAAUCCUGGCAGGCUUGCCAGCAGAGGGCAGGCGUAAAGAAGGUUUUGACAUGAGGGUGUGUCAACCUAGGGUCAGAGGAGGGUGGUGUGUUGCAUGGGAGGAAGAUGUGUGAGCAUUGUUCUGAGGGCAGGAUGGGACACGCUCCCUUUGCCUCUUUGCAGGCCUGCUGCACACCACAGAUCUCUGGAAAAGCUGACUGUACUAAAUAAAGGUGGUCAGUUGCCUUUAUCUGAUAUUCAGCGAUUUCUACAUAAUUAAACGUUAAAAAAAAUUAAAAUGUAAUUUCAUUCCCCAAGAGCCAUCUUUUCUUUCCCCUUCAGUGCCCCAUUUCUGGUUAUGCUUAAAAAUCGAGGGUUUGCCUGUGGGUGGGCCAAAAAUACUGUCACUCUUCGGGAGGGAAAUAACAAAUUACACUUGGUGGUGGUGGUGGCAGUGAUGUUUUCCCCCCGAUAUCUGAAGGGUACAGCACUUUGGGACAUGCUCUACUGCCCCAAAACAUGUACCUUUUCAAGAACUUUUGCACACUUCAGUGUAAUCUGUUCUAACCCCAUGGCAUAAGCAGUCCAUUAACAAAUUUUACAUUAUGUUAAAACAGGGGAUUAUAGUUUUAUCAUAAAUGAGAGAGGGUAAUUUAUUACUGUCAAAUGCAGAGUUAGGAAAGGAUGUUGUCAUUUUUCUUUUCUGUCAUGAUUUUGUUUACCUCUGAUGCUUAUGAAUGCUUUUAGAGUAAGGGAUUUGUUUUUAGGUUGAUGUUUUCCAUAGCUCAUCAUACUUAUAAGUCACCUGAAUGUUGACAUGUCACACUGUGUAUAUACAAAUUAACCAGAAGCAAUGGCAUUAUAAAAUGUUGCAUUACAUGAAAAUGCAAAUGGCAAUUUGGAAGAUGCAUUAAGGGGAAUUUAAACUCCUAUGGAACAGUGAGAACUCAGCAUUUUCCCUUGGCCAAACUUGCAGGCACAGAAGAAAAAGAACAUAAUUAGCUUCAUUGUCAACAUACGCGUAACAGUGACAUAAACAAUAUCAAUAUGGAGCUAACUGCCUUAGCUCCCUGUAGAUGGAUGAUGUAUUAAUUUAUAUUUUUAAGUCAAAGCACUGCUUAAAUCAAGACAGAAUGGUAGUUCCUUGGAGACAGAUCCCCAGAUCUCAGGAAUGGGACAUUGCUGUUGCAAUUUAGUAACUCUAAUUGGCUGCCCCAUUGCCAUUCUUUGGAGAAAUACUUAAAGCAGUCCUCAUUCUGGGGAGGCGCGCUUCCCUGAGUAGGCCAUCAGGCAUGUUACUGGGCUUACAUUUUGUAUUCCUGUUGCUUUAGCUUUUUCUCUCCAGCAAUGGAAUCAGUUGGUUGAAUCUCUUUAAGUUCUGUCAUUUCAGAAUAUGUCCUGGAUACUCCAUUAAAUUAAUUGGAAAGGGGAAAGAAAAUGUGUGUUGUGUUAACACAAGUGUUGUUCAGAAGAAGACAGCAAACUUGAAUUAAGGUUUUGGCCUCUGAUCACACAGUUGAUUUUUCACCCCAUGCUCGUAUCCUUUCUCUAGUUAUUUCCAAGCAGCUUCUGGCAAAGCAGGCCUUUCCUUGGAACUGAGGACCACGUGGGCCAGGGACCAUUGCUGUAUCUGCCUCACCACAGGGCCAUUCAUCAGUGUAUGGAAUGAUGUCCUGAGGAGACGCUCCUCCUGACUCUUUCUUUAAUACAUCUUAUCUCCAUUCUCAGCUCUGAAUGGGCAGUAAAACCUUUCACUUUCUUCUGUGUUCAAGGCUAAGGCUCAGCAGAACCAAAUAUAAUACAUGAUUUUAGUCCCAGGUGUGUUAUUUGGUGGUUAGAGUUUGGUGUGGGAUCAUAGUAAUCUGUUCUUAAGUGCACAGCCAGCUGCACAAUGGACUCAUUUAGCAACUGACAGGUUUCUUAAUAUGUGGUGUUUGAACAAGAGCUGUAUCUGUUGUGGGUGUUAGGAUGUGGGCAUCAAAAAUAUUUUUAAAGUAUGGUAUUUAGCAUUUCCUUUACUCUUCCUUAAACGUUGGCUUACCCCUCAAUAUCCCCUCCCCCCCACCACAGGUAUUCAUUUUAUAUUAUUAUGGCUUCUCUUUUUCUAUAAUUAUCCAGUAUCUGCUUCCUCUUGGAAGCCUGUAGUAUGUUUUAUUUUUUUAUUUAAUUUUUUAUUUUUUAAGACAGUUUCUUGCUCUGUUGCCUAGGCUGGAGUGCAGUGGUGCGAUCACAGCUUGCUGCAGCCUUGAACUUCUGGUCUCCAAGUGAUCCUGCCACCUCAGUCUCCCAAGUUGUUGGGACUAUAGGCAUGCACCAUCACACGUGGCUAAUUGUGUGUGUGUGUGUGUGUGUGUGUGUGUGUGUGUGUGUAUUUUUGGAGACGGAGUCCCACUGUUUUGCCCAGGGUGGUCUCAAACCUCAAAGCAGUCUUCCUGCCUUGGCCUCCCAAAGUGCUGGGAUUAUGAGUAUGAGCCACUGCACCUGGCCAUGUUUAAUUCUUGGGAGAAAUCACUUUGCUUUUCUAAGCCUCAGUUUCCUCCUCUGUACAAUGAGGGCUGGAAUUUGUGUUCAGAUUAUGACAACUGCAUGAGACUGUUAAAACACCCACAAUCCAAAAUUUUUUUGUUGGCCUUUCUUAUUCAGCUUUUCUAAAAUGACCUGGUGCUCACAGUGAUUAAUAAAUGGUUUUAACGAAGUCUUCUGAGUUACUAUUGGUUUUAACAUUUUAUAUUAUAUUCCACUUAUGGAAGUUCCAGUUCUUCCUGAAUCCCAAACACAGGGCAAGUACACAGGACCACAGGAGUUUAGAAUUAACCAAAGUGGCCUGGGCAUAUGUAGUUUAUCCAGGUUUAUCACUGAUGGGACAUUUCCUUGCCCAGAAGUAGUCUCUGAGUCACCGUAUCAUCUGUCUGUCUGGAGACAGGGCGAGAUGGGCUCCAGGUGGCUUCUAAGUUAGUAUGCCAAGCCAUUUCCCUCUCUCUUUUGUCACCUCCCCCUUACCCAAACCAUCAGCCUUUAAAUGCCACCUCCCCAGUGGGCCUUCCCAGACCCCUCCUCCUAGUGAUCUCCUCCUUCUUUGUGGUCCCAUGGUGCUUACAGCCACCACUGUGCAAUUUAGUACUUGAGUAAGCACUGCAUUGCAUCACUCUCUAAUUAUUUUGUUUAAGGCUUGUCUCCACAGCUGGGUCAUGAGCGUCUGUAAUGUUUUUUGUUUGCUUGUUUAUUGUUUGUUUUGAUGCACCUGGAGACUAUUAGCUGAUAAACACUGACCUGCAAAGGAGUUAGUCCACCUUCUAAGAGCAUGCAUGAGUUUUAUGGAUGCCUCAUGAAGAACUUAGUUUCUAAAAUAAAAACACAUUGCAUAUUCAAAGUACAUCCCAGUUUUUGUUUAUAAACAUUAAAACUCAAUUUUAAUACUUUGGGAAAAAGAAAGUCACUUAGGCGUUUUGAAAUGAUUCUUUCCACUUUCUCCCUGUACAUUGGUUGGAGAGCACUUCCUUUAUUUUUAUUUCCUGCCGUUGGGGCUCUCUGCCAGCCCCUCCGGAAAGAGCACCUUUUCUCUUUAAGAGUCAGAACUCUACUGAUAGUCGGGGGACUUUCUGGCAGAUUUAAGGCCCUUCUACCCCGCAGAAGAGCCCUUGGUUCUCUGUUGAAUAUUCAUGAGAGGGUGGGGUCACAUUUUGUGACCUGAAAAAAUCCCAUUAAUAAAUUUGGUAUCUGACACAAAAACACUUUAGGGUGAAGAGCGAUCUGCGCUGUGCCCAUUUAACAUCUGAUCAUACGUUGAUGGUCACUUCGCGCUUGUCUCUUUUACAGCCAGAGUAAAGAGGGAAUUGUCUGCUCCCCGCUGACCCUGUUGAAAUUCAGGCAUUUGCUUGAUUGGAAAUAUUACCAAUGUUCUUUCUGGUCUGUAGUAACCUGCAUUUAAUACACUUCACAUCAAAAUGUACUUUCAAGUAAAACUCCUGGGAUUACUGGGUCAGAUUUUGUUGCCUUUUUUUUUUUUUUUUUUUUUUUUGAAGGCAAAUAGGUAUUCAUUGAUGUCACACUAUUCCUUUUCCUCUAAUAUUUUGAGAAAAAGAAUAAAAAUGUGUGUGGGGAUUUUUGUGUGUGUGUGUGUCUUUAAAAAACAUACAGGCCAGGAAGUUUUUCUCCAAGUUUGAAGGUGGUAAAUAGGUGAUUUUUUAGAGUCGCCGAAAUGGACUAGAUUAACCUGACGCUUAAGUCGUGUCAGUUGAACCAACAAAGUUUAGCACAUUGUUGACUUUUUUAAAAAACACUAUACUCAGCUUUCAAUAGCCUGAAAGAGCAGUGACUAUUUCUAAUAGAGAAGGUCAUCCUAAAGUGCUUAUUGAGAGUAGCUUUUGUUGUUGCUAUUGUUGUAUAAAUAAGAAAGGAAUUUAAAGAAUUAUUUCUUAGCAAACGUGUGGCAGAUGCUUUCUUCGGCAGCUGUCGUUCUAGAGGGGAAGUCGCCUGGUUCAGCGACGAGGCACGUUUGGUUGUUAUUUAUUUCCACCCCGCGUCGGCUUAGUUUUCCUCGGUGCGCACUGGCACACUUUGGCGAGACCGACUCUGGGAAAGAAAGGGGUGUGGGGAGGCCAAGGCUCUGUGAAACCCCCGACGUGAAGCGAAAGUUCUCCUCCCAGGGCGGUUUUCGAGGAAAAGCGCUUUUCUGCGCUGCCUGGGAGACCUGCGUACCCUCCCGAAGCCGAACAGUUGCUCGGAGCAGUCGGCUUGGCGCCGCGAGCGCCGGGUGCCCCUCUUCGGCCUCCCGGGUUUCUCGGAAAGGUUCCCGUGUCAGUGGCUAUGAUGACACCUCAAGUUAUCACUCCCCAGCAAAUGCAGCAGAUCCUCCAGCAACAAGUGCUGAGCCCUCAGCAGCUCCAGGUUCUCCUCCAGCAGCAGCAGGCCCUCAUGCUUCAACAGCAGCAGCUUCAAGAGUUUUAUAAAAAACAACAGGAACAGUUGCAGCUUCAACUUUUACAACAACAACAUGCUGGAAAACAGCCUAAAGAGCAACAGCAGGUGGCUACCCAGCAGUUGGCUUUUCAGCAGCAGCUUUUACAGAUGCAGCAGUUACAGCAGCAGCACCUCCUGUCUUUGCAGCGCCAAGGCCUUCUGACAAUUCAGCCCGGGCAGCCUGCCCUUCCCCUUCAACCUCUUGCUCAAGGCAUGAUUCCAACAGAACUGCAGCAGCUCUGGAAAGAAGUGACAAGUGCUCAUACUGCAGAAGAAACCACAGGCAACAAUCACAGCAGUUUGGAUCUGACCACGACAUGUGUCUCCUCCUCUGCACCUUCCAAGACCUCCUUAAUAAUGAACCCACAUGCCUCUACCAAUGGACAGCUCUCAGUCCACACUCCCAAAAGGGAAAGUUUGUCCCAUGAGGAGCACCCCCAUAGCCAUCCUCUCUAUGGACAUGGUGUAUGCAAGUGGCCAGGCUGUGAAGCAGUGUGCGAAGAUUUCCAAUCAUUUCUAAAACAUCUCAACAGUGAGCAUGCGCUGGACGAUAGAAGUACAGCUCAAUGUAGAGUACAAAUGCAGGUUGUACAGCAGUUAGAGCUACAGCUUGCAAAAGACAAAGAGCGCCUGCAAGCCAUGAUGACCCACCUGCAUGUGAAGUCUACAGAACCCAAAGCCGCCCCUCAGCCCUUGAAUCUGGUAUCAAGUGUCACUCUCUCCAAGUCCGCAUCGGAGGCUUCUCCACAGAGCUUACCUCAUACUCCAACGACCCCAACCGCCCCCCUGACUCCCGUCACCCAAGGCCCCUCUGUCAUCACAACCACCAGCAUGCACACGGUGGGACCCAUCCGCAGGCGGUACUCAGACAAAUACAACGUGCCCAUUUCGUCAGAUAUUGCGCAGAACCAAGAAUUUUAUAAGAAUGCAGAAGUUAGACCACCAUUUACAUAUGCAUCUUUAAUUAGGCAGGCCAUUCUCGAAUCUCCAGAAAAGCAGCUAACACUAAAUGAGAUCUAUAACUGGUUCACACGAAUGUUUGCUUACUUCCGACGCAACGCGGCCACGUGGAAGAAUGCAGUGCGUCAUAAUCUUAGUCUUCACAAGUGUUUUGUGCGAGUAGAAAACGUUAAAGGGGCAGUAUGGACAGUGGAUGAAGUAGAAUUCCAAAAACGAAGGCCACAAAAGAUCAGUGGUAACCCUUCCCUUAUAAAAAACAUGCAGAGCAGCCACGCCUACUGCACACCUCUCAAUGCAGCUUUACAGGCUUCAAUGGCUGAGAAUAGUAUACCUCUAUACACUACCGCUUCCAUGGGAAAUCCCACUCUGGGCAACUUAGCCAGCGCAAUACGGGAAGAGCUGAACGGGGCAAUGGAGCAUACCAACAGCAACGAGAGUGACAGCAGUCCAGGCAGAUCUCCUAUGCAAGCCGUGCAUCCUGUACACGUCAAAGAAGAGCCCCUCGAUCCAGAGGAAGCUGAAGGGCCCCUGUCCUUAGUGACAACAGCCAACCACAGUCCAGAUUUUGACCAUGACAGAGAUUACGAAGAUGAACCAGUAAACGAGGACAUGGAGUGACUAUCGGGGCGGGCCAACCCCGAGAAUGAAGAUUGGAAAAAGGAAAAAAAAAAAAAAAAACACGUCAAGUUAGCAGUGAAAUUGUUCUCCAUUUGUUGUACAGUCUGGAGGAUUUUCACUACGUUUUGACAACUCUGAAAUGUGUUAACUCUUAGUGCCAUCAAGAACCCCAUUUGGGAGUAUUUUUGAUUUUUCUACUUUUUGUUGAAAAAAGGAAUUUGUACUCUGUGCAUUGGAUGGACUUGUUUGGUACUUGGGAUUUUCCUCUCUUAACCGUCAACAUCAGUGUUGUAAAUUUGCUAAACUGAUUCACUUUUAGCAGCAGACUUUGAACUGCAGUCCUGCCAACGUUGGACACUGAGGACGCCCGACGGAGCUUGUGCGCCUAAGCUGCAGACCAAGCCUUUGCCCAGAAUUUAAGGAUUCCAAUGGACGACCUAUUUGCACAGUACUGCAUGUUGAUUAUCACUGCCUUUACUCCUUUUUUUUUUUUUUUUUUUUUUUUUGCUUCCAGUUGGGAUGGGGAAGGCCUUUGUGUGUGUAUUGGGGGGAGGGGUUAAAAAAUAAUUAUCCCAAACUUUUUAAUGUAUUGCUUUUUUUUUUUUUUUUUUCCUUCUACUAUACCAUUUUAAGUUCUGACCUCAGGCCUCCAUUUGGGCCGAUGGCCUCUUGGAGGCUUAAAGUUUUCUGUACCUUGUGAUGAAUGUUAAUAGGUGUUUUUAUUAUACAAAGCUGAAUGUCAUUUCUCGUUUGUAGCUUUCUGUCACUCAUUCCAUCUUCCUUCAGACAUCACCACGUUUCUGUAAAGUCAGAAAACAUUCCGUUUUGGUCUUUUUCAAAAAGGUCCCAAAUGCUGCACUCUACACAUGAAGGCCCUCUCACACAGACGUGACGUCCUGCCAGAAAGAGAAUGAAUGACAGAAAAAAAAAAAAGAGAGAGACAAACUCUAGGAACAAUGCCGAUUCAUUCCACGCAGCAGUAUUGGGGGUGGUUCGGGGGAGGGGUGUUUCAGAUUUUCUUUUUUCUUUUUUUUUUUUUUGCAGCAACCAUCAUUAAUAAAUGCCACCACAUUCUACCAGCACAAGGAAACAUAGGCAGCACUGAAAAAAAAAGCUCAUACUAAUUAGACUGACAAUAUGGCCUUGGAAGGCUCUCCCUUGUGGAACCAAGUUGCCAUGGGCCUUGGGUGCUCUGCAAUAACGGGUGUGGGUUGGUUUUGUUUGCAAAAUGGCCAAAAAAAAAAAACCGGCUUCCCUGAGCAGCUGCCCUGAAAGUAGGGGUGGCGGCGGCGGCGGCGCUGAGUUUAUACAUUAGUUCAGACCUACUUGGUGGCAUUAAACUGUUUGAAUGCAAAUUCGAUUUCAGAUUGAACUUGUUAAGGGAGUUAAUGAGGGCUGAGUUCAGCAAAUGCUAAAGUGUUAAUUUCAAAUAUGCAAAUUUGGUACUGCAGUUUGUUAUGCAAUAUUAUAUCACCAACCCAGUAUCACAAAAACUCAUAGAAGAUAUCAUGUAGGCCCUGGGCUUUGGGGGGGGGUCCCAAACAUGGUAUGCAGAAUGUGAUGGUUACAGGUCAGUACAACCUCAGUCCUUAGAACCCCUCCACACUUCAGCUCUGCACCCACUUUCCUGUCAUUUAUUUAUAUAGGACUGUAGUUUUUUUUAGUUCGAGAGCCUUUCGAAGCUUAAUUUAUAUUCUUUGUACCUUUUUUCUAAAAUUACCAAAGAUAUUACACAAAGGUAAAUUAUGUUCUCUGUUUUAUGCUUUAUCUGAUGAAGCCAAAUAUCCUCUUAUUGUUGAUCAAAGGAGGCAAAAGAAUUUAGAGGCAAAUGACAAGCGAUAGGCUAUUGCAACCUGAGAAAGAGAACUGCUCCUUCAUCGUAAAUUUAGAAGACCAAGUAGAUAAUGGAACCAAAGUUGUUACUUUUUUCUAGUAGUUAUUUUUCCUUUUUCUUUUUGUGUACCUCUACAGAGACCAAAACUCAUUCUCUUAAAGAGAUCUUUAUGGGGCUACUGCAGAUAAAAAUAGGACACAAUAUUAAAGGAGCUACAGAAGGAAGGGAGUCCCAUCUCAAAAAAAAAAAAUGAAUGUAUGCCACUGCAAUUAGAGUAUCCAAUAAAGGAGACAGUUUAGAGUCAGGACAGAAAAGCUUCCAUAAUUGAACUAGAUCACAUAAUAGUAUUUCUAGAAAAAGAUAUUUUUAGAUUGUAUGCCACUUUUGUUUAAGAACUGUGCUGUGAUCACUGUAUUAAUUUUGGUUUAUCUUGGCAUAUAUCCUUCAGUUUGUUUUUAUUUUUAAUUUUUCCUUUUUUUCCGAUUAGGCUUUGGUCAGCAUUUUUCAUUUAAAGAAAAGUAACACUCCCAUCCACUCAUAAGCUUGGUACAAAAACUUCUCUGGCAGUUACUUUUGAAGCUUCACUCUGCUUUCUGUAUAAAGGGCAGUCUGUGGUCACGCAAGACUUUAAAAAAAAAAAAAAAAAAAAAAAAAAAAAAAAAAAAAAACUUUUCCAGGCAGCUUCAUGAUGUGCAGGCAGUAGCCAGACAGGGUCAUGGGAAGGGGGCCCUGUGCUUCUAAACUGAGUGGUUGCUGGUUAGUUUGGUAUUCAAAAGAGGAUAAAAAUCUGGUAGAUUAGUUCAUUCUCAGCAUGUGUAGCUAGACAUGAGUAAAGAUAACAGCAUGAGAAACUGUUAGUACGCAUACCUCAGUUCAAACCUUUAGGGAAUGAUUAAAAUUAAAAAAAAAAAAACAUUUCACUCAGUUGCACUUAGUCGUAUGUCUUGCAUGCUUAGUCUAAAGACUGUAGCAAAAAAAAAAAAAAAGAAAAAUUAGAUUUUACAUAUCUUUGCAGGUAUCACAGCCUUGCAGAAGAACCAACUGAAAAAAAAAUUCUCAGGCUUUACAGCAAGCAAACUUCACUAUGAUUUUUACAAUUCUGAUUCUGUAUCCCCUGGGGGUUAUCCCAGUUGCUUCUUUAGGAUGGGGUUUAUUACGUUGUACAUAUAUCCCGAUGUGUCUGUGUGAAUCUUUGUCUUUUUUGGGGGAGGGCAGAGGGCGGUUCUUUUUUUAGAUAUUGUUCCUAAAAAGGAAUAAAUGCAUACACCUGUUUGUCAAAACACCUUUGCUUUUUGUGCAACUGCUUUAUAUUAACGAUACUAAAAAAAAAAUAGCUUUGGAAAAAAAACUACUGUAUGUAACGGAAUUGCAGAAUAUGCUGCACAUGUAUUUUAUUUAGUUAUCCUUGCUUUAAGAAUAUUGGAUGACAUUUCCUGACAUGUGGGAGGGAGAAACUCCCUAACUUUUUUUUUCUGCUUUUAAAUUGUAACAUAGUUGAAGAUUUCUUUUUUCUGUUCUCAUUGA